Molecule: messenger RNA, 1113 nt
Organism: Corylus avellana
Lineage: Eukaryota; Viridiplantae; Streptophyta; Magnoliopsida; Fagales; Betulaceae
Source: RefSeq, a predicted model, not a curated record
AUGGCGGAAGAAGAAAAAGAAGCUCCACUGCAUGCAGACAUACUAGAGGCAAUUCUGUCGCACGUGCCUCUCAUCGACCUCGCGCCAGCAUCUCGCGUGUCCGGAACCUGGAAACGUGCUGUUCUCUCCUCCCUUGAACGCUUCAACAAAAUAAAACCGUGGCUCGUUGUCCACACGAAGAGCAGCCGGCACCCGUACAAAGAGGCCACUCAUGCGUACGACCCACGCUCGCACGUGUGGGUGGAGAUCCAGCAGCCCACUAUGGAGCACGUCCCGGCCCUCCGAUCGUCGCACUCAACCCUCCUCUACAUACUCUCGCCAUGCAGAUUCACCUUCUCCGUCGACCCAUUUCACCUUAUGUGGCACACGGCAGACUCUCCGAUCGUGUGGCGGUCCGACCCGGUCGUCGCGCUGGUAGGCCACCGCGCCGUGGUCGCUGGCGGCAUGUGCGACUUCGGGGACGAGCCGAUACCAAUGGAGAUCUACGACUUGAGUACCCGCAAGUGGGACGUGUGCAACUCGAUCCCCGCGAUCCUUGUCGAUACCGCCGCUUCCACGUGUCUCUCGGUAGCCGUGGACGAGUGUAGAAUGUAUGUGAUGGAGAAAAGUUCCGGUGUGACGUACUUUUUCGAACCUAGCUCCAAGACCUGGCGCGGACCGUACGAUAUGCAGCCCGAUAAGAAGGCUUUCUCCUCCCUUAUCGGUUUCAUUAACGACCGCAUGGUUGUGGUGGGUCUUAUCGGAGAUGCUGAGAAUGUCAACGGCGUAAAAAUGUGGGAAGUGAAGGGUGAAAUGUCAGAGCUGAGGGAGAUGGGGAAGAUGCCAAAGGAGCUUGUGGGAAAGCUGAAAGGUGAGAGCCCACGUGUGUCGUCGAUUGGUAUGACUUCGAUGGGUGAUGUCGCGUAUUUUCACAAUUCGUCGGACCCUGUGGAGUUGAUUUUGUGCGAGGUAUCCAAGGGUGUGUGCAAGUGGGGGAGUGUACGGAAUGUGGUCGUGAAAGAUGGCGGCGGAAUGCAGAGUUUUGUGUUCACGUGUUCCAAUGUCGGAAUCGUAGAUUUGCACGAGGCAUUGAGGUCUGGUUAUAUGAGGUUCGCUAUAAAGGACGUGGCGUAA